Molecule: messenger RNA, 1483 nt
Organism: Cheilinus undulatus (humphead wrasse)
Lineage: Eukaryota; Metazoa; Chordata; Actinopteri; Labriformes; Labridae
Product: FUN14 domain-containing protein 1
Exons: 5
Coding region: 39-521 (160 amino acids)
Biological process (GO): autophagy of mitochondrion
Cellular component (GO): mitochondrial outer membrane
Source: RefSeq, a predicted model, not a curated record
UUUGUCAACAUCCUAGUGACAUAACCAGACUCUCCAAAAUGGCGACGGUGGAUAACAGAGAAGCGGGUCAGGAUGACCCAGAGAGUGAAGAUGAGGUUUAUGAGGUGGUCGACCUGACAGAAUAUGCACGGAGGCACCAGUGGUGGAGCCGGGUGUUUGGGAGCAACUCAGGCCCGAUUGCUGAGAAGUAUUCAGUGGCUACGCAGAUCAUGAUGGGAGGAGUGACCGGAUGGUGUGCUGGCUACCUUUUCCAAAGAGUUGGGAAGAUUGCUGCGACUGCUGUUGGGGGAGGAUUCCUUCUUUUACAGAUUGCCAAUCACAGCGGCUACGUUCAGGUAGACUGGAAGAAGGUGGAGAAAGACGUAAACAAAGCAAAGAAGCACCUGAAGAAGAAAGCAAACAAAGCAGCACCUGAAAUCAACACAUUCAUUGAGGAGGUAAAGGCCACAGACUUUAUCAAGAGAAACAUUGUCUUAUCCAGCGGGUUCGUCGGUGGCUUCUUCCUGGGUUUGGCCUCCUAAAGAUGCUGACUGUGAAUCCACAUGGGUCACCUUCCUCUCCAUUGUUUACCUCUCAGCUCCAUGUGAUUCACCUUAAAACUGCACCAAACAGGGCGGGGGAACAUUCUAGCAUGAUGUGUCGUGACAGUGGUAUUUACUGUGUUACAUCUCCCUCCCGUUUUCUGUCACUACUUGCUAAUUAUUUCCUUUUUGGAUUGCACAUUCUGAAGUGAGAUUUAACUGUGAACACUUUCAUGGGUUGGCAUGUGUGGGUGCCGUUGUAAAUAUGAAGCCGACCCCUUUGCAGAGCUGUAAAUACCCACACAUGGACAAAUCUUCUAUAAAGAGUGAGGCGUUAACUCCCCAGCAGAGUGCUUGGAGGUAUUUUUUAAUGUAGCUGCGAAGUGCCAUAGAGCGUAGAGAUAAUGAAGAGUUUAUCACACUGGCUGGAGGGGUUGUUAACAAUAUACAACACAUAUCAUGAGCUUAAACCCCAACUAAAUGUUCCAUCUGUGAUUUUUUUCCCUCUAUUUUACACUGAAAGUGUUAAACAGAUCCUUUAUUCCCAUAAUCCUCUGCUCCAAAAUGCCCUUUAAUAACAGGAAGAGCAUCUGCUGUAUAAUUUCCACCAUUAAGAGCUAGACACCAAAAAGAGACAGCAGUCCUGUCAUUACAGAGCGUAACGGAGCGGCGAUUGUGACUCCCACACCCUCGCCUAAUAUCAUUGUACAUUUAGUCAUCAAAACUGCUGAGUCGUGUCCUCCUUAACCAUUUAGACUCCACUUAAGUUGAUCACAAGUUGCUUGUUAUUCUUUUUUGCCUUUGUUACCAGUGCAAUAUGUUACAGAUGUGAGUUUCAUUCAGGUUUUAAGUGCUCGUUAUGCCCAUAACUUGCUCUAAUUCCAUCAUUGUUUAACUUUGUUGAGCUGUAUGAAUUUGUUGGGUGUCUCUUUUAAAAAUAAAGCUGCCUGAUUUGUUUUGAA